AGCAGCUUUGUGCUGGUAACGGUGACCCUACCCCCCACCCCCCGGGAUCGGCCGGCUGCUGAUUUGAAUUCAGUUUGAAACCCUCCGUCCGCACGGUCUGGGGCCCUGUUUGACUCUGGAGACGGCCUCGGGCCAUUAGAGAGAGGCCAAAUCGCGGAUUAAACCCCAUUCGGUGGGAGGAACGGGCAGCUUUUUGUUUGGAAAAUCUUCAAGGACAUUUGAACCACAGAAGAUGCCACACAGGUGCUUGGUGCAAGGGUAUCAAAAUGGCACAGUAAAGAAUUGUUUCAUUUCUGGCAAGACAUUUUACUUGGAUCUUCCAAAUAAUAAAAACUCAAAGUACCUGGAGGACAUUGUAAAGAAAUUGGGAGGGACAAUAGAAAGUUUUCUCAGUAAAGAAGUGAGUUAUGUGAUUUCCAACAGCAGAGAGGCAAAGCUGCAGAAUGCAUCCGUCAAUUUAACACCUAUUCCAAACAGAGAGCGUAUAAAAAACAAUCCAGUUGGUACCCCUCAAUCUGUCAGUCCCAGAAAUAGCCAGAUGAUGCAGAUCAGCAGGGGAAAACGAUUACUUGAAACGGUGAUCAAGAAUAAUGAAUGUGGUGGUAGUAACAGUAUUUUGGUCAACGCACGUUCCUGGGGAGUGAAAAUCCUACAUCUUGAUGAUUUACUGGAACAUUUUGAAAAAAGAGGUGUUAAAUUACUACAUGCCAAUAGGAAAAUUGAGGGAAAUGGAUGUUUGCCUAAACCCAUGUGCAAGAAUACGAAAGCAGUGGGAAAACUAAAGCAGCCUUUUCUUAAAAUUGAAGACUCCAGUCGGCAUUUUAGACCCCUCUAUCAGCAAUAUAUAAGCUAUCCAGAACUCAACUAUGAAUCUCAUAGAGGAUUCAGUGCAUUUGAUCCUCUGAAGAAAUCUGAGAAUGCACAUCAGGAGCAAGAAAAGAGUAAACUUAGGGGCUGGAGAAUGACUAACAGUGAGAGAGAUGAGGAAUCUCUCACAAAACCAGCAGCAAUGCAUACAGAGAAAAAACGACAGCAGCGAUUCUGUGAAUGUUGCCAUGAGACAUUCUAUAACCUUGUUGAACAUCUUCUCUCCAAGCAGCACCAAGACUUUGCCAGUGACCCUUCUCAGUUUGCAGCCCUUGACGAUAUUAUGUCUCAAUUAGAAAAUGAAUUUGUAGAGUACCAAAGUGAUGGAUACAGCCAUCGAUCCAUGAAACCUGCUUCAAGCUCUGGAAUUUUACUGUCCAAAAUGUGUGCAAAAUCGAUACAGGCUGUUAAUGACUUUGUCCUUGGAGAAGACCGAUGUCCACUUGAGCCUAUGGCUGCAAGCCAACAGAUAAACCUUCCUGUAGAAAAUCUGGAAAGAACUGAUGAGCACCAUGUGAAAUCUGACAAAACAACAGAUAAGCCAACUGCAGAAAGCCUGGAACUUAAUGGACACAGAUCCUGCCCCCUUGAGCAGGAACAUGAACUGGCAUCUUUGAGCUCUCUGGGUCAAAUAACUGCAUGCCCUAAACAGUUGGAGGUAAAACCCCCAGGUUGUAUUUUACUAGACUUCAACGCAGGAAUAUCAGCAGAGAGGACAACUUGCUACAUUGUUAAUGAACAAAUAGGUGAAGUUAGUAUUGUGCAAAACAAAUAUGGUGCUGACAAAGGUGAAAUUUCAGAUGAAGAAGAACAUGUGAAAUGUACAUCAGCUGAAGCUUCGUAUUGCGUAGGGGCAAUUCCUAACUCAUGGAAGGCUGCUUGUGAUAUAAUUACAACAAAUACCAACUAUAGUUUUAAAAAACGCAAACGCUCUGACAACACCAAAUCGCAAAUUGAGAGAAGUCCAAAAUGCAGAUUGGAUGAUUUGACUGGUGUAUGUGAUAGUUUCUCUUACCCUAAAAGUGGCAAUUGCCUUACCAGUAAUUUCAAUGCGCACAUUUUUCAACCACAUACCAAAUUGCUUUAUUCAUCAAAUCUGAAUAAAACCUUUUCUGCUCAUUCUUGUAUUGAAAAGAACAUGUUCAAUGAACACGCAGAAGAAAACAUCUCCAUGGGAGAGCAUUUUGAUUUAACUGGCAAUUUCAGUUUACACAGGCCUUUGACUAGUAAAGAAAGACUUGUAAACUUGCAAAACAGUGGAGCCAAAGGUGAAUGUGAAAACUGGGAGAAGUCACAAAUCGUCAUUUUGGAUUCAGAAGAAAAACCAAGCAACUUAGCAAAUACCACAUCUGCAGCUGAUCAACUUGCUCAACCCAGGGGACCUCUGCAUUCUGAAGAGCAAAUUGCCAUUCCUUUAAGUGGAGCGAUCAUUCAAGCUGAAAAAGAUUUGCUGUCCCCUCUUCAAAAUAUAGAAAGCUUGACUUCUCAAAGCAAUCAAGUUGUUCUUGAUGUUGAAGCUGAAAUUCAAAACACAAAUGAGGAAAUUGAACACUCAAAUGUAGCAGGAUAUACUGCAAUGCAGCUACUUUCUUCCUUUAACUUCAAUGGCCAGAAAUCUUUGGGGUCUGAUGCUCUCCUAUGUACGAAAGCUGAUUUUCAAGUGGAUGACAGUAGAUGUAAAAAUUCUGUCAACCAAACUAACUUAUAUCCAUCUUCCUUUAAAAAUAGCACAUUUCACACAGAUACCUUUUCAUCAGAAUCUGAAUGGGAUAUUCAGUUGCCUUCAAGACUUGACAAUAGACAAAUUAAAGACCAAUCUGUUGACUUGGAGCUCUUGCGAAAGACUUGUGUUAGUGUGAAAGAUGCCAAGUAUGAGACACAGUUAUACUCUGUACUCAAGGACAAAGCUGGAGUAGAUUGGACCAAAAAAGAAGAGAAAUGUCUCGUGAGCUGUCAAGCAAAAACAUGUACGCCAUGUUAUUUAACACUUGUGCCCUAUCUGGACGGUUAUACUAAUUAAUAAUACUGUGCCAAAGUUAUUUGAACGAUUCAAUUGACUCUUUCAUUACACUUUUCAUAAAUUGUAAAUGAUUUUACUUCUGAGGGCUAAUGGGUUCAUAAAUCACUUUGCAAUCAUUAUUAACAUUCUAAGUCUCAGGUUAAAUUAGUUAUGAUUGAGUUUAUAUUCCAAACUAACAAAUACAACGCAUUAGAGUAAAUGGCGCAUAUACAUCUAAAAUAAGAGCUUACUUUGUCAAAAGGAAGUGCUUUUACUUUCCUAUUAUGCAUUCUUUCUUUCCCUUCCCAACUACUAUGAUUUUGCUACACAACAGGAACAAAAUAAAAUCUAAACGCUUACAAGAAAUAAACAUCAAUGUUCUAAUUUGGUAAUGCAAUGAAAGAGCAAGUUCAUUGUGCUUUUCCACCUAACAGUAGGAUAUUUUUGUAUUCACAGUCAGGUACCAAAUCAUUAGAAAAGCUGAGUAUUUCUUGCCUUCCCUGUCAAAAAGCAAAGAUUAAGCUUAUUUCAUCUUAACUCUUAGUUCUGACUGAACAUUCAACGGACAUUGAUGUAGGUCUAGGAGCAUGUUCCACAGGCUGCUUACCUGAGUACAUAAUGUGGUAGUAUUUAACAUUCAUGUGUUCAACAUUAUCUUUAUAGGUGUAUGCAUUUACCAGAGGAAGAGUAUAUUAAAUUAGAAAUUAGAGUGUGGGGACUGUUGGCAGCUUUUUGAGAUAACUGUACAAAGUGUACCGCAUGGCAAAUAAGUCCACCUAGUUGUAUUUAAUGAUUGAAUUUUUUUUUUAUCAUUUCAAGCAAUAUGAAUCUUGUUGAGAUGGUCCUGCAAAUAUUGCAUAAAAUCAUUAAUAUUUACUCAAAACCAUCAACUGUGACCAUUCUGCUGCAUUUAUUGACUUCCUGUAUUGAUGUAGAGCUUGUUAGCAGUCUGUACAAGGUAGGGUAUGUAAUUUGCAUUUGCUGUUGUCAGUACGCAACAAAGGCUACAAUGCAAAUAUAUGCUAGAAAACAUUAGAUGCAAACCAUCUGUAGGCAUGGAUAAAGGCACAAGCCCUUCUUAUACCUUUGUUGGCCUGAAAAAAAAUCUGUGUUUGCUUGGUGUUACUAGCAUUUAAUGUAUUAUAUCCUUAAACCUGAUAUUGAGCGUCUCCAUUUCACUGAUUUGUGAUGUGAAUGUGCAUAUCCAUUGAACCAAUUUGUGUUGAAUUAUUUGUCUUGCUAUUGGUUCCCUUGGCUCAGACACCACCUAAUCAGCAUAUCUGCUUCAAAGAAUGGAAGUUAAAAAUUUAAAAAUGCUGUUUCCAUUUAAUAAAGGGCACCAAUAUGGUGAGGAGUUAGGAAAAGUAAAAUAGGUUUAUGGAGACAGAUUUGUAAAAUCUAUGUUAUUAAAAGCAUUUAUAUCUUCCUUUACCCAAAUAAAAUGGUUACCUUUUGUAGAAUUUACAUCUCUGAUGUUGUGAGCCCUUAACAGCUCCACAUUUAAAUAAAAAUCUAGUUUAAUCUAAAAUGCUUAUGUUAAAAGGUACAAGUUUUAUUUUCAGUAAUUAAUUUUUAAACCAAAGUAGUUGCCUUUGAUCUUUGAAAGUGUUAAAGGAGCAGCAGGAUAUUUGUUAUAGUUCUGUCACUAGAAUUCUGCUAAUCAAAUAUUUUUUCUUUAAAGUAGCACUUGCUGCUUUUCUGCUGUUGGCAUUUUGAACAAGGUGAACAGAUUGCAGUUAAAUUCCUUCAUUAUCCAGGCAAAGUGUGAUGUAAAGAUAGAUGCAAAAAUAGGCUGGAUUAGAUUGACUAGAGUUACUAGAUAUGCCAAUUGGAAAAAAGUUUCCUGCAUUAUCCUAAUCAUUCAGAUGUUUACAAGUGUUCAUUUGUCAAUAUAUCUUAAAAAUGAAUCUAAUUGAUAAUAGCAUUACUUGCGGUAUUUUCAUUGUUUUCUAACUAUGAAAACUCAAUUUUAAAGUAAUUUAAUGAACAGGUUCUGUACAUAAUGUCAUUCUUUUGAUAGCACGGUUUUUGUUCAUUGUUUUUAAUUUGUCUCCAGUAAAUCCUUUGUACUAUAAAACAUGAGCUCUUGAAAUCUGUACAGAUGUAUAGUUUUAAUCAUGACAUGUACAGGCAAAUAAAUAAUUUUGUGCAAA
Chiloscyllium plagiosum (whitespotted bambooshark) is the source of this 5019-nucleotide messenger RNA. The record is from RefSeq and is a predicted model, not a curated record. Lineage: Eukaryota; Metazoa; Chordata; Chondrichthyes; Orectolobiformes; Hemiscylliidae.